AUGGAGGGGCCGAGGCAGCGCUGCCCGCUGCCCCCCGCCGCACAGGGCUGGCCCCGGCCCGGGCGCGGCACCGCGCUGCUGGUGCUGGCACUGCUGGUGCUCCUGCACCCCCUGCUCCGGGGCCUGGCUCUGCAGCUGCACUCGGCUCUCACGGGCAGCUACGUCCCAGGGACGCACUCGGUGGUUUUUGUCACCUGCCUCAACGAGCACAUCGCCAGGGACAUCGCCAGGGCCAUCAUGGAUAAGAGGCUGGCUGCCUGUGUGAGCAUCCUGCCCAAGAGCUCGGCCCUGUAUUUCUGGAAAGGGGAACUGGAAGAAUCCACUGAAAUACUGCUAUUGGUGAAAACAAGGACGUCCAAAAUAGGGGAAUUGUCCAACUACGUCAGAUCCAUCCAUCCCUUUGAAAUCCCCGAGAUCAUCAGCCUGCCCAUCGACCAAGGGAACCCUGCCUACCUCCGGUGGAUGGAGGAGAGCGUCCCACGGCACUGAGAGGCACGAAGCGCUGCUCGUUUUUGGGGAGCGGCUCAUUUCUGGGGAGCCGCGCCGGGGCAGCUUUUAUCUUCUGGGGUUUGCUGUGACACAGGAGCUCGGGAACUGGGAAAGCUCCGCUGCUCUGCCUGCCCCGGAGCGCUGGGCAGCGCGGAGCC
Agelaius phoeniceus (red-winged blackbird) is the source of this 647-nucleotide messenger RNA. RefSeq names its product cutA divalent cation tolerance homolog (gene CUTA). Gene Ontology annotation, molecular function: copper ion binding. Gene Ontology annotation, biological process: response to metal ion. NCBI's taxonomy places the organism in Eukaryota, Metazoa, Chordata, Aves, Passeriformes, Icteridae. The record is from RefSeq and is a predicted model, not a curated record.